AUGAGUCCCAGCUCGUUGACGACCAGCCCUGAGACCACACCCACGCCGACUCCGAGCCUGAGUCCAAGUCCGGUGACUAGCCCAGAGACACCGGGCACCACGCCGGCGACGACUCCAAGCACGACCAUAAUCACAACCACGAGCGUUGAGCCGGUAACGACAACGACAGAAUUUCUCCCCCCUCCUGCGCAGGAGACUGAGACUACCACGAGCGCGGAUAUAAGCCACUACAGCGCUUCUUCACACCAUCACCGCACCAACACAGCAACAUCCUUCUGGCCCGGCGUGAGCACUGAUCAGCCCGGAGCGCCUGCCCCAACAAGCGCGCCGCAGCCGCAGAACCCAUUUAACGACGGUGGUAGACCGCUGGAUCACCACCACAACUUUACGGAGUUGGCUGGCGGGGUGGGUGAAGGGCGUAGCCCUUGA
This is a messenger RNA of Thermochaetoides thermophila DSM 1495, 429 nucleotides long. RefSeq lists its product as uncharacterized. The coding region runs from base 1 to 429 and encodes 142 amino acids. The transcript has 2 exons. The record is from RefSeq and is a predicted model, not a curated record. Lineage: Eukaryota; Fungi; Ascomycota; Sordariomycetes; Sordariales; Chaetomiaceae.